Anolis carolinensis (green anole) is the source of this 5147-nucleotide messenger RNA. Its product is annotated as zinc finger protein 268. The record is from RefSeq and is a predicted model, not a curated record. The coding region runs from base 1 to 4029 and encodes 1342 amino acids. Lineage: Eukaryota; Metazoa; Chordata; Lepidosauria; Squamata; Anolidae. The transcript is spliced from 6 exons.
AUGUACCACUGCACACACCCCGGUCUGGCAGAAGGAAAUAUCCUCAUCAAGGCAUCAAGUUCUGAGGGACCCCAUCUCAGCCACUUUGGGUCUCCUUUGUGGAGAGAGAGUGUGGGCUAUAAUAAACAUGCAGUAAAAAUCAAUCUUCUCACCAGUUUGCACUGCCCCUUGUCCUCUUGGUGCCUCCGCAGAAAGUCCUCUGCCAGGGCCACAGCCUGGGAGCAGUGCUCGGGCCCCAUCCCUCGGACCCAGCCCUGGACUUCGGCAGGCAAGAUGGCCAGGAACUGCUCCAGCACCACCAGUUCCACCAUCUGCUCCUUGCUGUGCUUCUUGGGUCGCAGCCAGAGGCGGCACAGCUCCCAGAGCUUGUCAAUAUCUCUUAAAAAUAGUGCCCAGUUUAAAAGGGACUCUCCCAGGACCAGUUUCAGCCAAGCAUUGGCAGCAAGAAUAACAAUGGCAGAAGAAUACAAGGAUGCCACGUUUGGAAAUGUCCAGAGGGAUGCAGAGACACAGCAUGAAGUGAAAGUCGAGCCACAUGGUGUGAAGGUAGAGCCACAUGAUGUGAAAAUAGAGCCACAUGAUGUGAAGUUAGAGCCACAUGGUGUGAAGUUAGAGCCACAUGGUGUGAAGUUAGAGCUACAUGGUGUGAAGGUAGAGCCACAUGGUGUGAAGGUAGAGCCACAGGACCUGGUGGAACCUGAAGUGGAGAGGGAAGUAACAGCCCAAGCCCUUCCAGUCAUCCAUUUUGGGGGGUUUAAGGAAUCCUGGGAGGCGACUGAAGAAGUGAUAGAAGAUGGUGAAGAAGAACCGGAGGAAGCGAUAGAAGAUGCUGAAGAAGAACCAGAAGAAGCAUUAGAAGAAACUGAAGAAGAGCUGGCAGAAGGCUCUGGAACCCAGGGGCUGGCGUUUCAGAGAACUGAAGACACUCCUGACUCUGAUCAAGAAGAUGAGCAGCUGCUGAGACCAAGAUCGAGGGACGUCUCACAGGGCGAGUCCUCUCCCUAUGAAGAACCAUCAGAUGCCGAGCUGGAGCCUGGGCAAAGUGGAGAAACCCAACCGUUGUCCGAAACUGAAGGGGGCAUCCAGCAGCCGGCCAGCAUCCCUUUGCCCAAGGAGGAGGCAGAGUUCAUGGAAGUGGUGGAAGAAGAUGCUGCAGACGAAGGGGGUGCCACCCUAGACAUUGAGCGCCAGUGUUUCCGGCAGUUCUGUUACCAGGAUGCUGAGGGGCCCCGAGAGGUUUGUGGGAUGCUCUGGAAGCUUUGCCGGCGGUGGCUGCAGCCGGAGAAGAAGACAAAGGAGCAGAUCCUGGAGCUCGUGAUCUUGGAGCAGUUCCUGGCCAUCCUGCCCCGCGAAAUGCAGAGCUGGGUCCGGGAUGGACGCCCGGAGACGUGCUUUCAGGCCAUUGGCCUGGCUGAAGCUUUCCUGGCCAAGCAGCAAGGGAACACACCACGAGGCCGACAGGCUUUGUGGCCUUUCGGUGAUGCAUCGGCUGAUUCAUCCAAGAAGCUUAUGUUGGACUCCAUCAAUUGGCCACUUUUCAGAGGAAACAAGGAAGAAGUGGAAAGUCCCAACGUCACAUUGCUGGCAGGUGAUGGGAGGCCGUUUUGGAAGGAGAAGAACCUACCAGUAGAUGCUAGUGAUACUGAAACCCCCUGGAUGCUUCCAGAAGAAACAGUUUCCCAGAGUCCCGAAAACGAAGAAGGUUCUGAGAGCCAGAAAAAAGCUUGUCCCAGUAGCAAAAAAGCCGAAGCUGUUCAAUUUCAUCCUGCUUCAGUAGAGAAUCCAUUCACAUGCUGGGACUGCGGGGAGAGCUUCCCUGGCAUCGAUGUCCUGAUGGAACACCAAAGUAUCCACACAGGAGUGAAACCUUUUAAUUGCUCGGAGUGUGGGAAGAGCUUCAAUCGGCGAUCCUUUCUUGUGAGCCAUGAAAAAAUCCACGCACAGGAGAAGUCUAAGUGCGAUCAGAGUUUCAGCAAGAAAGCGGAGCUCAUGUCUCAGCAGAAGAAACACACCGGCCAGAAGCCCCAUCAGUGCAAACAAUGUGAGAAGAGCUUCAAUGAGUGGUCCAUCCUUGUGGCCCAUGAAAAAACCCACACGCAGGAGAGGAAGCCCUUUGCUUGCACCGAGUGCGGUCAGGGUUUCACUGAGAAAGCAGAGCUUGUGUCUCACCAGAAGAGACACAAAAGUCAGAAACCCCAUCAGUGCAAAGAAUGUGGGAAGAGCUUCAAUGUGCAGUCCUUUCUUGAGGCCCAUGAGAAAACCCAUCUGGAAGAGCAGAAGCUGUUUAAUUGCACUGAGUGCAAUCAGAGUUUCAGUAGGAGAGCAGGGCUCGUGUGCCACCAGAAGAUACAUACACAACCAAAGUCCCAUCAGUGCGAAGAAUGUGGCCAAAGCUUCCUCCAAAGGUAUGAUCUUGUUCGACAUACCAGAAUCCACACAGGUGAGAAGCCGCACAAAUGCCCCGACUGUGGAAAGGGCUUCCGGAAUAUGUCAGCUUUCCACGUUCACCGCCGGAUCCAUACGGAAGAGAAACCAUACGCUUGCUCAACCUGUGGCAAGGCUUUCCGUCACCGCACGAAUGUGAUCGUACAUGAGAGAAUCCACACAGGUGAGAAGCCAUACAAGUGUGAGGAUUGUACAAAGAGCUUUGGGGAUUCGUCAUCCCUCAGGAAGCACCAACGGUCCCACACGGGAGAGAGGCCGUAUGUCUGUCCCGAGUGCGGGAAGACCUUUUCGCAGAAUGCAGGCUUGGUGCAGCAUGAGAAGAUCCACACAGGGGAGAAGCCCUUCCAGUGUGCCCUCUGUCCCAAACGUUUCCGGGACAAAUCCGGAAUCGUCUCUCAUCAGAGAACCCACACGAAGGAAACGCCCUACCAGUGCAUGAUCUGUUUCAAAAGCUUUGGCCACCGCUCCAACCUCAUUAAACAUGAAAGAACCCACUCUUCAAUGAAAAGUUUCAAGCUCUCAUGUGAUGGGAGGUCGUUUUGGAAGGAGAAGAGUCUGCCAGUAAAUUCUGUUGGGUUUGAAGUCCCUUGGAUGCUACCAGGAAAACUAAAAGAGUCGGUCUUCCAGAAUCCCAACAAAGGCGAAGCUUCCGAGAGUCAGCCAAAACCUUGUCCCAGUAGCAAAGGAGUUGAAACCAUUCGUUUUCAUCCAGCUUCAGUGGAGAAUCCAUACACAUGCUGGGAUUGCGGGGAGGCCUUCACCGGCAUCGAUGCCCUAGUGGCACACCAGAGCACCCACACAGGAGUGAAACCUUUUAAUUGCUCAGAGUGUGGGAAGAGCUUCAUUCAGAGAUCUCUUCUUGUGGCGCACGAAAAAACCCACACGCAGGAUAAGCCCUUUGUUUGCGCCGAGUGUGGUCAGAGUUUCAGCAAGAAAGCGGGGCUCGUGUCCCACCAGAAGAUACACACAGGAGAGAAGCCCCAUCAGUGCCAAGAGUGUGGGCAAAGCUUCCUCCACAGGUACGAUCUCGUUCGGCAUCUGAGAAUCCACACUGGCGAGAAGCCACACAAAUGUCCCGACUGCGGGAGGGGCUUCCGGAACAUGUCGGCUUUCCACGUUCACCGCCGGAUCCACACAGAAGAGCGGCCGUACCCCUGCUCGGCUUGCGGGAAGACUUUCCGUCACCGCACUAACCUGAUCGUACAUGAGAGAAUCCACACAGGUGAGAAGCCAUACAAAUGCGAGGACUGUACCAAGAGUUUUAGCGACACAUCGUCCCUACGGAAGCACCGGCGGUCCCACACAGGAGAGAGGCCGUACGUCUGCCCCGAGUGUGGGAAGACCUUUUCGCAGAACGCCGGCCUGGUUCAGCACAAGAAGAUCCACACAGGAGAGAAGCCCUUCCAAUGUGCCUUCUGUCCCAAGAGCUUCCGGGGCAAAUCUGCCAUCGUUGCCCACCUGAGGACCCACACAAAGGAGACGCCGUACGAGUGCCGGAUCUGCCAAAAAUGCUUCGGCCACCGCUCCAACCUCAUCAAACAUGAAAGAAUCCACUCUAAGCCGAAGAACUUCAAGCGCGCAUAAUGUAGUCAAGGCAUGGCUUGGAAAUCGAAUUAUCCUUGUGCAUGGGAAUGAAAUUAAUGAAAGAGAAAAGAGAAAUAUGCUUCUUAUUCCACUUUAACAGAACCAAGCAGUUCUGUUCUCCCACCGAUGAGAUGAACUAUCCACUAUUAUUGCUCCUGAUUAGUUUCACAGUGGUAAGACCACAUUUAUUCAUAGCUGAAAGAAACUGUAUACUCUGCCGUAGUUCCAUUGGAAGGUGUGUCGAUCAUAUGAAGACCAAUAUGACCAAGCAUCUUGUUAUAACAUUUUUGCCCUCUUCACUCUUUAUAUUCUUCUUAUUCCAUUAGAUUUUUUAAAAAAACUUCUCUUUGUGUUGUAAGUGAAUCAGCUUAGGGAAUUGCACCCAACGCAUCAUGUCUGAAUGCAAAUAAUUCAAUGUGAUCAUUUUGUUUAAGUUUAUGACUGAUAAAGGCUGACCCUAUGUUGGUGAUCAACAUACACAAGACUCUUUAAAAAAAAACCGUCAGGAUGAUUUUGCUUCUUAGUAUGGUGGGACGUUUGCCAUCUUGGAUUCUCCGUUAUGAAAAACACAGCGCCCACAUUGCCUUUGAGGUGGACUUCAGUUGAUGUUCACCUGCCACGGAACUAUAUCCUAUUUUGAUAUGUGGUUGCUGACGUUUGUAUGGGCAUAUCUUGAGAAGGGGGUAACUGGCCAUGGGGCAGGCAAGCGUAGCUUCCUAUGGCACCGGGAAAGGAGACAGCGGGGUUUAACAUGAUGAGGGCUACUCCCGAAAUCUGGUGUAGCCUUGCAUAGCUCUUGUCUUGGCAGGGAUGAGUAUCUAUCACCUUUUUGUGCUUGAGAUGAACACUUGAGUGGUCAGAUGCCUUCCAUCUUCCAAACCCCCCUUCCUCUUCGCACUUACCACAAAAUAAUGUGGGGUUUUUUUGUUAUUUUUCUUUUACUUUUUUGCCUUCUGCUUCAUAUUCUUGGAGACCUAUGCCUUAGGAUGUAAGUUAAGGAACUUACCUAAUAGUCACUCUGUAUCAAUUAUGUACAAGCAACUUUUUCAUUUAUAUAUUGUACUUUUUUUGCUUUAUUUCUCUUUCCUCCAAGUUUAAUAAAAUCUUUCUAAAUUGGA